Triticum turgidum subsp. durum (durum wheat) is the source of this 522-nucleotide messenger RNA. Lineage: Eukaryota; Viridiplantae; Streptophyta; Magnoliopsida; Poales; Poaceae. The record is from the annotation of a GenBank genome assembly.
AUGGCCGGCGGCGCGGACGCGGACGGGGAGCGCCGGAUCGGGGUGGCCAUGGACUACUCGGCCAGCAGCAAGCGCGCGCUGGAGUGGGCCGUCCGCAACCUGCUCCGCCGGGGCGACACCGUCGUCGUCCUCCACGUCCAGCGCCACGGCGGGGAGGACGCCAAGCACGCCGUCUGGGCCAAGUCCGGAUCCCCGCUGAUCCCUCUGUCGGAGUACCGGGAGCCGGAGGUGAUGAAGAACUACGGCGUGACCUGCGACGCCGAGGUGCUCGACAUGCUCGACACCGCCGCGCGCCAGCUCGAGCUGAAGGUGGUGGCGAAGGUGUACUGGGGCGACGCCAGGGAGAAGCUCUGCGACGCGGUGGAGGAGCAGAGGAUCGACACCAUCGUCAUGGGCAGCCGCGGCCUCGGCACCAUCCAGAGGUACCAUACUACCCCGUCAAAAUGUUGCUCCGGACAUGUGCGAUUCUUGGUCAUAGUUUCCCAGAGCACGAAAUCGCCGGUUGCUGCCUGCAUAAAGUAG